AUAUAUACUUUGGUGCAUAGCUCCAACUUCUCAGCAAACUGCCACGGAAAUCAGCUUUUAUUUUGAAGUUCGUGACCGGAAGUAGAGUUAGUGGCGGUUGGUGCUGUCUUGACUCGCUCUCCUCGGUGACACAUCUCCUCUCCGCCGCCUCCUCCGCCUCCUCCUCCUCCUCCUCCGCCGCCGCUCCGCUUCGCCAUUGUGUGUGGAGCUUGGUGAGUGUUGAGGUCGAGGCAGCCGCUGGGACGAUGGCAGAGUAGAAACAAACAAACGGACUAACGGCCCGUCUCUCCUCCAUGUUCUCCUCCUCCUCCUCCUCCUCCUUCACCACCUCCUCCUUGUUCUUCUUGUUCUUCGCCUUCCUCCUGACCGCCCGCCGCUCCGCUCCUGGCCUCACCGACGACACCCAUGCAGCAGAGGAGACCCUGGAUGGGACUAGCUACAUGUGAUUUAUGUUGGGUAACGGGGUGAAGCGGAAACUAGAUGAGGACGAGGAUGGUUUGCAGGAAGACGUGCGUCCUCCGGCAGUCGGCGGCAUGUCACAGGCGUCCUACACCCUGCAGCGCCAGACGGUCCUCAACAUGUCCCUCAUGAAGCUGUACAGUCCGCGGAUGGCGGCCGACCUCGGCCUGCAGCGCCGAGUCCUCAUCAACAACAUCAUCCGUCGUAUCCACGACGACUUCAGGCAGGAAGGAGGUGUCGGCGCGCUCUUCUUCUCCACUGCACCGCCUGUUGCCACUGGUGCCACCGCUGCCGCCGCCUGCGAGGAUGAGAGCUACCGACAACCUCCACCUCCUCCCUCCUCCUUCAGCAUCCUCUCAUCGUCACUGUCGGGACUGACGGCGCUGGACUCCUGCCUGACUCCUGCCUCGCUGCUGGAGGAGGACCUGCCCAUGUUCUUCACCCUGCCGCCCUCGUCCUCCACCCAACACCACCACCUGCACCACUCCCCGAGGCCCCCACCACCCUCACCAUCGCCCAAAGACAGCUUCUCCUCGGCCCUGGAGGAGAUCGAGGAGCUCUGUCCUUCCUCCUUGUCCUCCUCUAGCCCCCCGUCUCCUCCUCCUACUCGUGUUCUCUUUGAUGUUGUCAUGAAGGAGGAGGGACGGAGCUUUCAGGAGGUGGAAAGCAGGUUGGAGAAACCCCCUGCACCUCCUCUCCUUCCUCCUCCUCCUCCUCCUCUUCCUCCCUCACCAUCCUCCACAGGCUCCUUCCUGACUGACUUUGCCUUGGACGACGUCCUCUUCACAGACAUUGACACCUCCAUGUACGAACUCGGGCCUUGCCCGCCUCCGUCGGGAGCGCCACCAUCCAAGAUGGCCCCUGUCGUGAUGGCGGACGACCUCGUCCGGUCGAUGUCCGGGUACGGCUCGGCGGGCGGCGGUGCUCAGAACCAGCCUUUUAAAAUGGACCUGGCCGAGCUGGACCACAUCAUGGAGGUGCUGGUGGGCAGCUGAGCGGACGAGGAGACUUUUUAUGACGUUUUGUACAGUUUUAAAGUUACAACGUGCUUCACACGGGCCUUAUUCUGGAGGAUUGAAGCUGCUGUGUGUAGUUUUAACAUCCAUAAAUUAAAUUUCAGGGCUUGAGCUUGUCACAGAGAGAAAUCUGCUCCUUUAAAUGGACAACACAGGACAGGAGGAGACAGAGCUAAAGGUGAUUUCUUCUUUCUUCUGGUUUAAAUAAACUACACACAGCAUCUUUAAUCACUGAGUUAAGUUAUUGGAAGCACUCUGUCGUGCUACAUGCUGACGAUCCAUCGUGUGAAUAACGUCCUCACAAACAGGAGCUCAGUCUUCGUCUUCCAGCGAACUCAGGUGAACUCCAGGUUCAGUAACACCAAUGUGAAGUACUGUUUACCACCGCUGUCCGAGAAUUGUAAGAAACAAAGUCUCCAGAGACUUUUCUACAGUCUGUGCAUGUUUUUACAAACCAGAAAUCUCAAGAGCAUUUAUGAGAAACAAUUCAGUGCCUUUAUAAACCUCGAAACCACGUCACAUCACGCUGUUGCUCGUCACAAAGCAAUAUGAACGCUGGAGGAAGUUUUAUUCCAAAAAUGCAGUUUAAUAUGAAUUCAUCAUGUAAUAUCUUUAAAAUCUAGAGGAUCCAGCCUGUGUUCUGUCAACUUUUAAAAAAGAAACACAACAUGUGUAAAUGUCGAGCUGUUUAUUUGUUGUUUGUUCUUCUGUUUGUCAACAAAUCCCAUGAAAGACCAAAAGCCAACAAUGUGUUAAUUUAUUAAUGAGAAAAAUAUAUAAUAUCAGACGACUUUUAAAUGUCUUGUUUCAAAUUAAAUGUUCUCUGUUGAGAAACAUCAGUGAAUCGACAAUAAUAUCAGUCACACUGACACACUGAGUGGUUGGUUGGUACAAUUCGUCACUGUUGCUGGGUGAAAUAACGACCUGUAGCUUUAGUAGAAAAUCUCAUCGGUUGAGUUAAAGCUCGAUAAAGAUUGAACUAAGUUAGCAAGAAUAAGUGAGUUAACAUAUCAGUAACUCGAGAACAAAUAUUAAUAAACAUACAUGUUAGGCCUAACUAUAGUUGGCUAUUGGCCUUAUAUGGCUUCAAAGCCAAUGAUUUGUAUUAAACGUUGUGUAACUCUAGUUUCAUUAUGAGUGCUAUAAGUUCAAAGUCAUUAAUGUUUCCUGAACUGAACUGACAUUGUCUUUUUUUAAUAAACUAAUUAAACCUGUGCUAGCAAA
Larimichthys crocea (large yellow croaker) is the source of this 2699-nucleotide messenger RNA. RefSeq names its product SERTA domain-containing protein 2. The transcript is spliced from 2 exons. Bases 450 to 1454 code for a protein of 334 amino acids. Gene Ontology annotation, molecular function: transcription regulator activity. Gene Ontology annotation, cellular component: nucleus. Lineage: Eukaryota; Metazoa; Chordata; Actinopteri; Sciaenidae. The record is from RefSeq and is a predicted model, not a curated record.